UUUUGAUGGCGCCAAUCGUCAGCAGUUGGCUUCCUUUUUACUAUAGUAGUUCGAUGGCUGUCGGUGUUUUCCUGGUCAUUCUAAUUCUCCUUUUCCAGGGCAUGAAGUUAUUGCCUACUGGAAGAAAAAACUUCUUGUAUCUUACAUUAUAUGGAUCAGUGUUGGGGGCUGGAUCUUUUAUCCUACAUCAGUUCUCUGUGAUGGUGAACAUGAUUCUGGUCAAUUUUGGGCUGAGCGAGGACAUGUACAAUCCGGUUGCAGUACUCGUCUUUGUGGGAAUUGUCAUAGCGGGAGCUGCUUUAGGAUUCUGGACGGUGAGGAAAUUUGUGAUUUCAGCAGAUGGAGGUGUCGAUGCUAGUGUUGCCCAAUUUGUGAAAUGGGCAAUGCGUACUAUUGCCACUACAUUCAUUUUCCAG
Molecule: messenger RNA, 416 nt
Organism: Tarenaya hassleriana
Lineage: Eukaryota; Viridiplantae; Streptophyta; Magnoliopsida; Brassicales; Cleomaceae
Exons: 4
Source: RefSeq, a predicted model, not a curated record